UUUCUGAUAAAGACUAUAGCUCUGCGAAGGCUUGGAGUGUCAGAAUCUCAAAAUGGCGGAGGAAAUAUUGGUUAAGUUUUGAAGAUUACUGUGCUUGAGGCUGUGGAAAAUAUGGAAUUAUUUGUGGUUUUAACACAUGGUAUUCACUGAUGAUGAAUCUGUAACUUCACCCAAUCCGAAUUUUCUAUCUAUCUGUCUUUCUUAUUGGAGUGUGGCGGCCAGCGUUUGCCCAUUUCAUUGAAGUGUUUUGGCAUUGUUAUCAAAUCAAGGAAUGUGAUCGGGGAAGGAUUUGUGAUAGCCAGUAUGUAAUGAAAAUGAUAAAGUGAGAAUUGAUCAUUCAUGGAUUGAUUAAAACAGGGUAAGUAUGGAAAAGGAUGAUUCGGAGGCGACUGAACAAACCCAGACUGUUCCAUCAAGUGAUGGGACAGAGGACACAGUGACUAGCCCCAUACAAUUCAAUGUGGAAUUCAGUGGGGACGACGAACAUAGAAAUGAGCUAAACACGACACUUUCACCAAAAUUUUCACGACCAAAGCUGCCAGAUUUUCAAGAGAAUGGACAAAUAAGAUCUGGACUUCAUGGCCGAGCUAAAACAGACCCGGGCCAGGGCAGCCACAUAAAGGCCAUUAUUGAUCGAACUGUGGAGGAUAUCAAAGAACUGAACAGCAGAGACUUUACAAAGACAUUUGGUCGUCCGAAAAAAUUUCCAAAACCGUUUGCCUCCAAAUCUCAGUCUACACACACAUCGCCGCGAGCGUCUCCGACACCCAAUGAAGAAACGGGCCCGUCCCCGUUAAACAGAAAUCGUAGCCGAAGUCUGAAAGUCUUGACAGACAUAUUAAAAGGCGGGAGAGGGGGAAGCACUGAGUAUAGAUUAGGAAACAUUCCUCGGAAAAGUGUCGAUGAUAGUGCCUCAAAGUCAAUUAGUGAUAGUCAGCUAUUACCUCGUAAAACCUCGACUGUGAAAGAAGAGGACAGUGAACGUAGGUCAAUAUCAGAUGGACAAUUACAAGCAAACAGAGAUGAGAGUAAAAGUGAGAAUUCAAACAGCUCGGGGACGCCAGACAGUGGUGCGACAGAUAGUGGCCACGAAAAGACGAGCUCAGGCACGCCCGAACUUCCAUCACCUGUGGAAGACUCAAAAGCUCUCAGCAAACGUCGCAGUGAUAUGGCCAAGUUUAGGAGGGCCAAAAGCGAGGCACGUAAAGUGAACAUUUCUGAUGAUGAAGGUGUUGGAAUAUCUGACCAGGAUUUGUCUCAAAGUAGCACCGCAUACAAACCUCACUCCAUAGAUACUAACUCCAAAUUUUUCACUCUCUGGAAAAUCGGAGCUCCAAAGCGUCGAACUGGUCUAGCGGAUAUAGUGAAGAGAGUGCAGUCCACACACAGUAGAAGUGCUGAUGAUUCUCAUGGAGAAAACGUUCUGCAUGGGAUAUGGAAGUUACCCAGAGUAGAGCUUAAACCUAUCCAAGGUGUUCGGAAAUCAUCUAGUCUUCGACACGUUACUCAUCCACCUCAAUCAAAAACCACAUUCCGAGAGCCAUUGGGAGCUAUGGAUUCCAAUGGGUUUGGAAUGUUGGCAAAGACUCCAGAGAAAGAGGAACUGCCACCUUUUCCAGGGGACUUAGAAUCCAAAACAAGUGAUCUGUCUCUCACUGAUAGUCAAGCAUUUCAAAGUGAAAGUGGAGAUGAAGCAUUUCGUGAAUUUGAAGAGGAAGAAAUGUCUGAAACUCAAAGCAAUAUUGAUAAGGAUAAUGAAAAAUCAACUGAAAAAAGAAAACCAUUGAAGCCCAAAUCUAAAAGUGACCCUAGUGGUGACAAGAGUAAGGAUAGCAUGGCCCCUGUGUGUCAAAUGACCUCGUCCCACAGCUCACCUCACCUAUCCAAAUGUAGUGAAGUGGACCUCGAAGAAGAAGAUGAAGAAGAAGCUGAGAAGGAUGAUGGAGACUUGUCAUUAAACCCUCCCUCUAGUGCUCUUACUCCAUCAAGCUCAUUUGAUGAUGGCCCUCUUCAUUUUGAAGUCACAGAUGACAGUGUGUCAAAUCAGCGCUCAGAAGGAGCCUUAACUCCAGAGCUCGAUCAGUUACAGGAUAGUGGACGGUUUACUUCUGUUUUUGUGAAGGAAAUUGCUCCAUCCCCAAAGGAAGACAAUGAUUCCUCUCCUGACAAAAAUUCUUUGAGUAUUCCAUAUCAACCUAAAAAGAAUAUUGGCCGAAGUGUAAGUUCAGCGAGUGUUCUUCAGAGAGAGAGAAGGUUAGCCAGUGUCACCAAAGAGGAGAACAGGAAGCAUAGUCUAACUCAAGAGGAUGCGGUCAAAGAAACCAAGCAGGAGUUAGUUCCCUUGGCAGACUCCCACUUGCAGGCAUCCAGCAUGCCAGCAUUGGCCAAACAGCAACAAAACAAGGACAAGCGGUAUCACAUUGUGGAGGAACUGUGUAAGAAUGAACAGGAGUAUGUGGAGGCCCUCACAGUUCUCAAAGAUAAGUACAUGCUUCCUCUGAAGACCUCCUGUAGCAGUGUGGAUGAGAACUUGGUAGACAAUAUCUUUUACAUGAUUCCAGAAAUCCUGAUGCACCACACAGUGUACAGGAAUGCUCUGGACCGGGUCUGGACCAACUGGGACUCAGAGACCAGCACCAUGGGCAACCUGAUAUCUGCUACUUUUUCCAAGCAAACCGUGAUUGACUGCUAUCUAUCUUUUGUCGAGAACUAUAAGACAUCAGGAAAAGUUAUUGAAAAUGCUCUGACUACCAAAUCUUCUGUACAGAAGUUCAUUGAGCAAUGUCACAAGGAGAGCGGGAACAAGUUAUCAAUGAAGGACCUAAUUGUUCGCCCAAUUCAGAGAAUCCCAAGAUACGAACUACUACUACAGAGGUUAAUAGAACACACCCCUCCUAAUCACCCUGAUUUCCCACUGCUGAAGGAGGCCGAAAAAGUGAUGCAUGACUUUGCUAUUAAACUGGGUACAGUCAACGAGAGCCAACACGAGGAAGACCAGCAGGCCACUUUAAAGAGGCUGGAACUCUUACUGAUCACUGAUCUGGCUGUGCCAGACCGACAGUACAUAAGGCAUGACAUGGUUCAAAUAAUGAGUAAAAAAGACCAGUGGUGUAUAUGGACUUUCUCUGAUCUCAUUAUCAUAAGUAGUCUCAAGAGGCGUACCGGGACCGUCACCCGUAAAUCCAUUAUCUUAAAAUCCCCCACUGGACAAGACUUUGCUGAGAAUAUCAAACAUAAAGUAUGGCUGAAAGUUGGUCUUGAUGCUGUAGAAAUCGUUAAAAGUCCCACGAACUUAUCCAGGAGAAACACAGUCGACCCUGAACAGUUAGAGGAGGACAUCGGGCUACUGAAUGAUGUCAGUGACCUCAUUACCCGCCUCAACUGUCCACAUUCUAGUCUUGAAGAGAUUGUAAAGGAUAUGUUGUCAACACUAAAUAAGCAGUUGUCAGAGGCCAUGCUACGAAAUCCAACCGCUGAGUCCAACAAAGUGGAUAUUCUAGUCACUACACAGGAAGCCAUCUACCCAUUAGAAAUAAUGUUUACCUCGGGGGAAAAGAGGAUAACCUGGGAGGCCACCGUCAGUGAUGCCAAACAGAAACUAGCUCAAAUGUUUGACAAAAGAGCCCCAGAAUUCCUGACACCUUUGCCUAUUACAAAAACUAGGGCAGGGAUGCAGUUCUCCUGUGCUGCUCCGAUUGACGGGGUGAACAACUCCGGCUACCGCGAGGUGUGGGUGUGUAACAGUGAUGGCUAUGUAGGUCACAUGUGUCUCCUCAGUCUGCAGCCAGAACCAAUCGUCACCCUCAACACCCCUGUCCCCGGCUGUAAUGCCAGGAUCCUCUGUAUCUGUGCUGUCCCAGCAUACAGUGGGACCUUCAGAAGAAAGAGCAGUGGUAAGAAGCAUCAACAUCAGGUGAUAUCCCAGCAUCCUCUGAUACCCAGGGUGUCUGAGGAUGGUCCUCGGAACAGUGUGGCUGAGGGCGAGGACGGGAUAGAGGAGGAAGAAGAGGAGAAAUCGGAAAAGUCUGAGUCUGAGUCAGAGUCCAGUGAUGAAGACACGCCAUUUCCCUGCAGUAAUGAAAACAAUGAGGACCCCAUGUCUGUAGAUGUAGAUGAGGAAGGGAAGAUCCCACCCCCUGCAGACCUCCCAGAACCUACAUCAGAAUCAGUUACUCCUAAUCCAGAUCCAGUCAGCAGUAAUCCUGAUCCUAUUACAGUUGGCAGCUGGAUUCAGGACUCACUCAAAAGCACCAUGUGGCUGGGAACAGAGGAUGGGUGCAUCCAUGUAUUCCAGUGUACAGACAAUAUUAAAACAACAAAGAAUAAAUUAAAAAUACAUCACGAAUCCCCUGUAUAUUGUAUAGUAUAUUUAGACAACAAGGUAUUUGCAUCCUUAGCUAAUGGAGAUUUAAUAGUUUAUAAAAGAGAUAAUGAAGGUAUUUGGGAUGCAGAGAAUCCUUACACAAGAAGUAUUGGUACAGUGCAGUAUCCCAUUAAUAAGAUGCUAGCGGUGGCCGGCAAGCUAUGGUGUGGGUGUCAGAAUGUGAUGAAGGUCAUCAAUCCCCUCACCCUCAGUACAGAGACCUCGUUCCAAGUGAUCUCUGACUCGGACCGCUGUAUCCAGUGCCUGGUCUGUUCGGGUCAGGGCGUGUGGAUGGCCACACAACAAAGCUCCAAACUGCUCCUAUACCACGCCACCUCCUACGAAUUCCUACUAGAAGUCAGCAUAGCUCAGGCAGUGGCACAAAAACUACAAUCUGCUGACGACAUAAUACGUCAACAUAAGGCGGCGUGCUUACGGAUUACGUCGCUGAUGGUGUGUAAGGAUCUGUUGUGGGUGGGGACCAGUGCGGGGGUGAUCCUGACUAUAACCAUGCCACGGAUCACCUCCACCACGACCCGCGGAGCUAUCCCCACCCCCACCGUCACAGGGUUAGUUAACGGACAUACAGGGCAUGUGAGAUUUUUAACCUGUGUAGAAAUGACAGUGACUUCCCCCACAGUUAAAGUGGAGGGGGACGAGGAAGAUGACAGUAUCAGUGAAAACAUCGCGUUACACGACAUACACAGACGCUCAUCCAUGGCAGCUACCACCACGCUCGCCUCGCGGAUGUUGGUGAUUAGUGGUGGUGACGGCUACGAAGAUUUCAGAAAUAACGCAGCGAACGAGUCGGCUGGCCGUGAUGACAGCACUAAUCAUUUGCUGAUUUGGCAAGUGUGAUCAAGUUCAAAAAUAGCUGCUGAGGAGGAUAGCUGUGUCAUGUGAUUAUGUUUGUAUGUUACCAUGGAUACUUUGUAUAGAUUGUUUUUUUUUAUACAAUAUAUAGAGUCUGUAAAGUAUUUCAGAGGGAAUGAUUAAUAAUCUAAAAUGAACUAAAGUUUUUUUGCGCAAAAGAAGGAAUCAAGGGUAUUACAUUAUGUCACUGUUCUUUUACGUCUGAGGAAAUGUGAUUUGUAAAUUUUAUAAUGUUGUUUUAUUAAAUCGGACAGUAUUUUUAAUAAAGUGCCUACAGUUUUUGGAAAUUUUAAUAUUUUACAAGAGAACUAUGAGUCAUUUUUGCUGGUGCUAUGUUAGGCUUACACUGUCGUUUCACUGUGUAUAAAACGUUAUCUUUUAUUGGACGACUUUUAAAUGUUAUUGCUGGUAAUUCCAUCCAAUUUGUAUAGAGUAACAUAUUAAUCCUUUAUUAAAUAUAUUAUAAUGAU
Magallana angulata is the source of this 5706-nucleotide messenger RNA. Its product is annotated as rho guanine nucleotide exchange factor 17-like. NCBI's taxonomy places the organism in Eukaryota, Metazoa, Mollusca, Bivalvia, Ostreida, Ostreidae. The transcript is spliced from 23 exons. The record is from RefSeq and is a predicted model, not a curated record. Gene Ontology annotation, molecular function: guanyl-nucleotide exchange factor activity; protein binding. Gene Ontology annotation, biological process: actin cytoskeleton organization. Bases 365 to 5221 code for a protein of 1618 amino acids.